UUCUUGCGUUAAUAAAUCAGGGCGAUGGUGAGGUGUGCAUAUUUUGUGGAUCGUAUUUGCCGUAUAAAUGGUUUAAAGCGCGUUUCAUUUGGUUCUGUAAUGUAAAAUUGAUCUGAUGGUAUGUUAAGUAUACAAACUCCGCUUCCCAUGAUGCACUUCGACACAUCCAAACCCCCAACUGUAAACGUUUUGGCGUGAAACUCAAAUCGCGAGCGGGAGAAGAUCGAACCAGUCGGUUAGCAAAACAAAUUUUUAGCUUGAAACCGAACGAGUCGUUUUAACUUGUUUUAAAUCCCUGGCUUGUUUCUGAAUGAGUUGAGUAAAAGUGGGACGUUAAAUAGGCUUUUUGAGUCCGAGAAGGAGGAAGAAUAACGACAUACUGAACAGCAGCCGUGUCGACUAAACCUACCGAAGAGAGACGGGAAGUGAUUCAACAGUUUGAAGAUGAUCACAAAGGGGCAGAAGCGCAAACUCCCCCCAGAAGAUGUGGAGGUUUCAGACAAGGGCAGCCCUUUCUGGGAGAGCCAGCGCCAGUUUGUGUUCUCCGUUUCCCUGAACAAGUAUCAGCGUGGUCAGGAACUACCUGAACCCAGUCUGCGGCGGUCUGUUCUGAUAGCCAACACACUGCGGCAGGUCAGCCUGGAGGCUUGUAGGACGCCUUCUGUAGACAGGGAGCCACCACAACCACCUUGUAGCUCUCCAGCUGCACUCCAAGAGAGUAUUUUCAGUGCUGCAGCAAGACACCAUUCCUCAGUGAUGUUUGGUAGCAGUCACUCAGCCCUUGCUGGCUGCCCUCUGGUUUCUUCAAAUUACUUGCCAAAUUUUGCUGCAAGCAGGUCUCCAGCAAGCUGUCCCUCAAAUGUCUCUCUGUCUGAAAAAGACGAAGAUGAGGACUGGGGAUUGAUGUCCAUGGAUCAUGAUUUCUCCCUUUCAGCUGCCAUUUCCUCUAUUCUCACUGCACUGGACUCUACCAUUGAUGGGAGCCCACAGGCAGCUCCACGGACCCCUCUCAGGUCCUUGGAGAACCUGUCGGGGCCAUCUGAGGAAGGUGUGGCAUGGGUGAAACAGGGAGUCAGAGGUUAUGGUGGAAGCUGGGAGCAACAGGAAGAGGGCAGGGUGCGGGAGAGCAGCACAGAAAUGAUGAGGUCCAGCUACCUCAGUGAUCUUACUGUGGAGGAUCUGUUCCAGGAUAUAGACACGUCCCUGCUGGAGAGGGACAUGAGUGUCCUUGGGCUCAGAAGCAGUGGAGCUGGAUACCCGGCUGGGGAUGACCUUUUACGAUACCUGCCGCCUUCCUCCUCCUCCACGCACACCCUCUCCCUCUCUCUCAACCAGAAUCUGAAGUGCCUCCCCUCAUUCUCCUCAUUCAGCCCAUUGUCUUCCUCAUCCCCUUCUUCACCUUCUCUUUCUUCGCCACCCUUUUCUAGUCAGAAUCACAUGAAAGAAGGACUUGAGCUGGAGCAUCUGAUGGAGAUCCUGGUGGAGUCCUGAUACCCUCAUCAUCAUCACACUGUAAGAAAUAAACAUCGUUCAUUUGAGGACAGAAACUCUCAAAGCAAAGGACUUAAUUAUCAAACACAUCAAAUAUUCACUUUGUUAUUCUUAUAUAUUGCUCCAUAAAUGGUGUGUUAGGGUCUUUAGAAAGUAGUUAACAUGUUGUAGCAAUGGUUGAUGUGCUAGCAUGAGGAGAAGCUGUGAUGCAUCUGACAUCUUUUUGUGCAACAUGAAGGGUUUUCUACCUAAAAUGGAGGUCGAGUCAUACUGAAGACUGUGAGGGAAGUAAGCCAGAUAAGGCUGUGCUCUUGCUUAAUGACUAACCAGUGAGUCAGUGAAUAAUGAACUGCUGAAAAACAUUGUUACUCCAGCUUCCAGUGACUCAGCUAAUUUUAAACCCAGGAAGGGAUGGGCCUGAUGAGAGAGCAGGAUUCAUUCAGCAAAUGAGAAUUUGUCAGGUAAUUGCUGUUGGCGGAGAGUAAAUAGCUUCUGCAGUGGUGCCCUAAAAUUCGACAAAUGCAUCACAGCUUCAAGUAAUCCUGUGUUCACAUUGAACAUACUGGUUUAGAUGGAGCGAGAGAAGAAGCCAGUGUUGGUGUUGAUUCAUGCAAUGGACUGAACGCUGUCUGAAACAUGGGAUAAAUCCCAUAAAAUACAAGUGUAGAAUGUUGACCUGAGUUCUGAGAGAAUGCGAUUUGGCUGGUGUUGGUAGGAGAAUGGUUGAAACACUAAUUUUAUAGGUCAAAUCUUCUGUGAGGAAAUCCUUUAUACUCCUAUUUAUUUAUAGCGAGUUAUAACAGAGAUGUGUUAUCAGGUCAGAACUUCAACCAGAAGGAGCACCCAGGAAAAUGUGCUUUCUUCUCAUCAAAACUUGCAUAUUUAUGAUAUCAGGUGGUUUUGCCAGAAGAAAUCCUUGAGAACCACAAUUUUGUUCUGUUACAAAAAUAUUUUUAAGUGUGUAUCAUUUUGCAGGUCAUCUUAAACUGGGGGAUUUUUCUUUGUAUUCUUCAGUUUAUCAUCAGUUAUAUUUCAGUCACCAGUAAUGGGAGAUAGAGUACGAUACAUUUCAUGAAUGUAUCCUGUGUUAGCAGCAAAGAUGGUUAUUCAUUACACUUACUGCCUGAAAAGACUGGCUUUCAACUGUCCCAUGUGAGAGGUGGAACAAGUGAAACUGAAAGAAGUUGUGUCUGAACUGUUCCUCUCUGAGACAGACUGAUUGCAGCUGCAGCUCAGGAACCGCAUGGUAACACGUGGUUGUUCUGAAACAUGUGCGUGCACAGUCCAGCUCAGCGUAUUUAAUGUGUUUUUAAUCAAUGCUUUUAUUCAAAGAGCCUUUACAGUGCUGUGAUUGUAUACAACACAUCCUCAUGGAGUUUAAUGUGACUGCACAGAGUCACUGUAGGUACAUUAACUGAAGUCACAACCACUACACGACAACUUCUGUUGUGCAGAUGAAAUGUUAUCGAUCGUUCGGCAUUGCAGGCUGAGCCACGUUGGCCCGAGCAGUCCGGACGGUGCUGACCUCCACCCUGAGAACAACAUCUUCACACGUCUGGUUUACAUCUGAAUUGUUGCACUUUUGUUAAUAAUAUGCAUUUCUAAGUGUCAGUCAUGCAAGCAUGCGGUUUGUGUGUUCACUGUAUUUAGGAAGCAUUAACAUUACAGGUGACAUUUGGACAAAUGAUUCCCUCUCAAACCAACACUGCUGAAACGUGAUGGUGGAGACGCUGAGAUGAAUUGUUUGAGGAAGCAAGUGAUGCCUGUGUCAGGUUUUUGUAUCCUGUUUCUGGGUCAAAGUUGCUCUCUAUGCAAUGGUCCUUUCUGAAUAUCUACUGCAGUCUCAGACUAUUUAUAAAUGGCCUGUUAUGUUAAGUAAUUUAUGUCAUAACUGACAGUUCACUAAUGGUAUAUUAAUAUACCGUCAUAGCAGUUAUUUUAUUUUUUGUACAAUGUUUCAAUGGUUAUUUUUAAACUUGAGGGCAAAAUGUCCAGAUACUAUGAAUUUAGACCCUUUGUAUACUGAUGUUUAUAAUAAAACACAAAAAUGACA
Molecule: messenger RNA, 3544 nt
Organism: Scatophagus argus
Lineage: Eukaryota; Metazoa; Chordata; Actinopteri; Scatophagidae
Gene: sertad3
Product: SERTA domain containing 3
Exons: 2
Coding region: 445-1491 (348 amino acids)
Cellular component (GO): nucleus
Molecular function (GO): transcription regulator activity
Source: RefSeq, a predicted model, not a curated record